AUGAAUCACAAGAUGUACCGCUACUACUGCACCAGUCACACUGAUCCAGAGUCUGUCUUCACUCCUACAACUCGUGAAAUCUGUUGUCAACGUCCUAUCAAUCGCUCGGGUGUGGCAUUUGAGGCUAUCCCCUCACCUUUUGCUCUCUGUUGUCUUGCCCGUGGUGGCUCUGACUGUGGUGGUAAUGGAGGACAAGCAAGAGGACGGCUAUUUACUGUCUACCACAGUGUCUCCGCUCCCCCGCUGGACCAAAUGAGCAUGCACUGCUCUCAUCUCACCUGCUGCCUUUCUCAAUUGGGACGAUUUAUGCGAAAUCCGCUGGAGGCGAUGGGCAAAUUUGGAAGCUGUCAUUUCUUUCACACAAUUGCCUGUAUCCUCCACUUCCUUAGUAUCCUCAUACUCUGCGUCUUCGUCAUCCAGUUGGCUGUGAAAGUGCUCUGCAUGGGACGAGCUUUCUUUCGAUUAAAAUUUGAGGCAAAUGAUCUGUCGACCAACUUUUUCCCAUUUAAGUGUCAUCCUGUUUACGCCGACAAAACGAUUCUCCUGAUUGGUGGUAAAAGAUACUCUGAUUGUAGGAGGGAGAUAGAGAGCUGCAGACAAAACAGGCAGGUCAUGAUAGUGGAUGGAAUAAUAAUUAUCAUAUCGCUCAUAGCUGAUGGCAUAUUUGUCUACAUUGCCUCGGAUGAAAUAACCCUGAUCAUCGUAUUCCUCAUCUGGCGGAUAGUUCGAGUUGUCAACAGUCUUCUCAUGCACGAGAAACAGAGAAAUGAAUUUCGCAUCCAACUGCAAAAAAGGGCUCGACGGCUGUCCGAAUUGAAGGUAGAGGCACUCAAUGGGAAAAUUGCACUUCUCGAGAAGCACAUUGACAACCUCGAAAGUAUGUGUGUGGAAUUGGGAGUGCCAAGGGAGCAGUUGAUUUUCUGUCGACCCACAGUAUCUAAAUCGGGCAAAGAGGCGACCAAAAAUGCGAUCCGCUCAAUGGUUUUUCUGACCUCGGAGAUUAUUACCCAGUUUGCCGUGGGAAUGAAUUCCAAAACCCAAGAGACCAACCCUGACAGUGAGGGUAGUUGCAGUGCACCCGGUGACACCACUUCCUCCUCGGCUAAUGUCCCACCAGCUAUUGAGUGCAUUCCUAGUGAAAGGACCUCGAAUCCAAACUCUUCCAUCAACCCAUCCCCGUCCAGCAGUCCAACGCUUUGGACAAAGCUCAAACCCUCCUAG
Molecule: messenger RNA, 1221 nt
Organism: Echinococcus granulosus
Lineage: Eukaryota; Metazoa; Platyhelminthes; Cestoda; Cyclophyllidea; Taeniidae
Product: Voltage-gated hydrogen channel
Exons: 6
Coding region: 1-1221 (406 amino acids)
Biological process (GO): proton transmembrane transport
Cellular component (GO): plasma membrane
Molecular function (GO): voltage-gated proton channel activity
Source: RefSeq, a predicted model, not a curated record